Molecule: messenger RNA, 1887 nt
Organism: Cantharellus anzutake
Lineage: Eukaryota; Fungi; Basidiomycota; Agaricomycetes; Cantharellales; Hydnaceae
Exons: 7
Coding region: 1-1887 (628 amino acids)
Source: RefSeq, a predicted model, not a curated record
AUGACUGGAACAGAUGGUCCAUUAAUCUUCGAUUCGCCAUGGGACACACUUGGGGGCUACCUCGAUAAAAGCUUGACUGAAACGAUGCCUGAGCACGGAGAGUGGGUUGAAGGAGAGAGCAAUACUUGCCGAAGAUUGUGGCUAUCCCUCAGCGACUCCGUCCAAGUAGCUGGCGCCUCUGCUGAAUACUACACAAGAAUUAAGCAUGGGGAUGCGAAGAUCAGUGAUUAUGAAUCGAUCCCAGACUACAUAUCUGGCCUCAUGAACCUCGCCCACGAGGUGAACAAACGAGUCCCUGGCAACCGAGGACGGAUCGAAGACCAGAUGAUCGCUAUGCAACCCAUCCAUUCUCUCCCAUCUUGCAUGAACACCUUGCAGACUAUGCUUGUCCAAAACGCUCCAGCAGCAACCAACAAUAUAGACCGGGAUCUCAAUAAACUAAGAAAAGAGGUACUAGACACAUACACGUUAGGCAACACUUUAUCCGCGAAUGCAUCAGCAAUGGCGACGUCAAGCUCGAUCACGUUCCAACAAGUGACCAGGUGGCUGACGUUCUCACUAAGGGACUCGCGCUGGCUAAACAUGACAAAUUUACGAAGGACAUGGGUGUUAUCGAUGUUAAUCAUCGUUGACGGGCACUAUCCAAGGCCCCAGAGGGUUACAGAAUUCGGAGAGGGUGGUUCUUCGCGCGAGUUCGACUGUAGAGUCCUAGCAGGGGUUAAGACUGAGGUCAUAGUCGAGACAGCGGGUGGUUGGGGGCCGGCAUCCGGGCCAGAAUGCAUGGUGGUGACAGCCGGAUUCGACCUUCAGCCAUUGGUUCCCACGGCUUCACCGUUUGGGCCACAACAAACCGCAAGCCAAGCACAGCUAAAGCCCAAUGCUUCAUCUGCUAAAGCUGGCCCCCACCGCUCUCGAGCCAAAGCCAAUAAAUACAAGAAAUUGGGAAUAAUAAAGACUGAGUUUCUGAUGAAACCCAAUGCUGAGUCUCUCCCAGCUCGUUAUGAUCGACUGAAAAAGGUGGAGAGCAAUUUCUCAAGGGAGGCGAUCCACCAUGCAGAGAACAAUGUGGACAACGUCAUCCUUGAAGCCAUGAAGAACACAGUGAGGGUGGACAUCGACUAUGCGGAGGUUGCAGUGCACAACGACAAGGCCACCAAUGACAAUGGCUCGCAGGAGAAGAUGAUGCGUUUGAGCCUACCGACAGUGCCAGAAGGACAGGACAUAGUGCUAAACUAUGCUCAAGGUGCUGCCAUUGAAGAUAAAAAUGGCACUCUUCUGGCGAUCAGACUGCCCCACGCUCUCGACUACGUCCAUGAUGCCACUGUCAAGGCCAGCGAGAAGUUUAAUAAGGAAUUUAAAUUCCAAGAGUCUGAUUUCAGGCCCCACUUCAAGAAAAAGUCACUUUUUAAAAGCGGUCAGGCCCACUUUGCAUAUUGGCAAGGUGUUGGUGGCUAUCGCAAUUUCCCUACUGUCAGUCACGAUGCCCAGGUUUGCAAGAAGACGGUCAGGGAAUUCCAUCGGGAAUGUGAACCCGUUUACCACACCACGAAUAUUUACAUGGAACGCCUUGCUCCUGAGCUAGCAAAGAGUGGGCAGGAAGUGUGGAACCACGUUAGGCAGUUUCGUGACAAAGAGAAGGACCUGCAGGCAGUGAAGUCGCACUUUGUCAGUCAUGCAGUAAUUUUCAACUCGGAUGAGGAUUACCACAAGGACACCAAUUCAUGCUGGUCUGGCUUUGACGCUGUGGCCGUUUUGGGAGAAUAUGAGGGGGGUCUACUUCAUUUUCCUGAGCUUGGAUACUCCUUCCCCUCUCGCCCAGGUGACCUCUUCUUCAUCAGGGGUGCAGCCUUCACUCACUCAGCCAGGGGUUGGGAAGGAGCUGGAUGA